Pongo pygmaeus (Bornean orangutan) is the source of this 474-nucleotide messenger RNA. Its product is annotated as small ribosomal subunit protein eS19-like. The transcript has a single exon. The record is from RefSeq and is a predicted model, not a curated record. Gene Ontology annotation, cellular component: ribosome; cytosolic small ribosomal subunit. NCBI's taxonomy places the organism in Eukaryota, Metazoa, Chordata, Mammalia, Primates, Hominidae. Gene Ontology annotation, molecular function: RNA binding; structural constituent of ribosome. Gene Ontology annotation, biological process: ribosomal small subunit assembly; translation. Bases 28 to 450 code for a protein of 140 amino acids.
CCUGGCUGGCAGCGCAGAGGCUGCAGGAUGCCUGGAGUUACUCUAAAAGAUGUGGACCAGCAGGAGUUCGUCAGAGCUCUGGCAGCAUUUCUCAAAAAGUCUGGGCAGCUGAAAGUCCCCAAAUGGGUGGCCAAGCAUAAAGAGCUUGCUCUCUGUGAUGAGAACUGGUUCUACACACGAGCUGCUUCCACAGCGCGGCACCUGUACCUCCGGGGUGGCGCUGGGGUUGGCUCCAUGACCAAGAUCGAUGGGGGACAUCAAAGAAAUGGCGUCAUGCCCAGCCACUUCAGUCGAGGCUCCAAGAGCGUGGCCCACCAGGUCCUCCAAGCCCUGGAGGGGCUGAAAAUGGUGGAAAAGGGCCAAGAUGGGGGCCACAAACUGACACCUCAGGGACAGAGAGAUGUGGACAGAAUCACCGGAGAGGUGGCAGCUGACAACAAGAAGCAUUAGAACAAACCAUGCUAGGUUAAUAAA